Molecule: messenger RNA, 769 nt
Organism: Aphis gossypii (cotton aphid)
Lineage: Eukaryota; Metazoa; Arthropoda; Insecta; Hemiptera; Aphididae
Exons: 5
Coding region: 272-769 (165 amino acids)
Source: RefSeq, a predicted model, not a curated record
UAUUCGCCGUAAGCAGACAUUGUCGUCGAUUGUGAGUAGACCUGCAUCGUUCAUAUUCAUAUACCAACAACAGUGCGACUACUUACAUCAGAUAAUGUUUGGGUAGAAUAUUGUUAACUUCACCGAAGACAAUACAGUCUCAGUUGUACCUGAUAUAUGGUUAAAAAAAAAUAUUUGUGCCUGGCCAAAAGAUCAGAAAAACUCUCAAAAAAUAAUCGAAAGUCGAGUAAAGCCUAACAAGAAUGAUUUUUAUUUUUACAACAUUCGAAAAAUGUCAGGAAAAACAUAUACUUCGUUAGAUAAGGCUAAAUCGAAAUUGCCCAAAGCAAUGAUAAAAUCAGAUUUGUCAUCUACCGAAGAUGAAAAUUUUAAUGGUGUACCAAAAUAUGAUUUGAAACGCAGUGCAUCUCCCAAAAACAAGUUAUCUAAAAAAGUGAAACUUCACUCAGAAUUUCAGCAUGAAAGUUCUUCAAGUUGCCCACCACAGUAUAACCCUGUAAAAGAUACUAUUGAUGAAAAUGUAUUUUAUUCACAAUCUAUCAUAAAUCAAAUUUCUACUGUUUCUGAUAAUGAUAGUUCUAUCCUUAGCGAUUUUGAUGAUUCCGAUAAAGAUCAAACAUGGAUUGCUAAACCAAAAAAAAAUUCAGAAAAGGAAUUUGAUAGCAUAUCUCCAUUAAAAGUAACGCCUACAAAAUCUAUUCCAAGCCCUGUCUUUGUUAUGACAUCACCCAGUGGACCAUGGAGAGUAAGCACAGAAGUUAUAAUAUAA